CCUGUUCGACAGCUUGAUAUUACUAAUUGCUAUGUAACCUGAACAACUCAAUAGGUCGAUAAUGGGGCCGCGAAAUAACCUUGGAACAUUGAGCUCCGAACCACGAAAAAUAGAAAAUCGGUAAUAAGAAGCCCGAACCAGGUUGUUAACUCCUGAAACUUGCGCUUGCCGCUUUUCCAGGUGGAAGGUUCCCCAAACCUCCUACUCCAUGGUAGGCUAAUUAGGUCCGGUCUAGGGUACCAGAGCUGCGGAGAGCUUGGGGUGAACGUUUGGGGGAUUGGAGCAUUGGAACAUUCUCAUGACUCGCGAAUACGCUAAUCCUCUUUUGGAUAGCUGUAAGCUACCCUUAAGCUACCCCGCUUUACAGCCUUAUUAGAAUCUCCACUCUAUAUGCAACGCCGAUCGGUCGUUCUUGGCCGGUCAUCCGUCACAGCCCGUCAUUCGCGUCGCAAACCUUGGAACUCCAACUCUCCAACUAUCGCCAACCUCAACACUUUCCACCUAUCCACGCACCUACGCACCUACAUUUCGGCGUUUUCCUCGUCCCGCGCCUCUGUACGCGCUACCAGGGUGAUCGCGAAGAUGAUACGCGACAUCUUUUGCACUAGCAAAGACCGGUAGCCGAUUAGUCAGCCUACCAGCUCCAGAGUCCAGACCCUUUCAGUCCUAUUCUACCCCCAGUCCGCCCAGAUGAGUUCCACACCGCCCUCGUCGUCGACCAUCCCGCAGACCCUCUGGGACCUGCAGGUGCCCGUGCUGGUGACCCACGCCGGAGCGCCCAACACACCGUUCGUAGCCUCCGUCCCGCGGCUGAGCUACCUAGCCCUGCUUCUGCCGCGCCUGACCUCGUACUUCGGCCUGCCGUGCUCCAGCUUCCACCAUGAAGACGUAUUGCUACGCAACCUCGCCGUCGGCCUUCUCGUCGACCUGUAUCAGCCCACCCUGCCUUGGCGCUUAACCGUCAGCGACGGCUUGGGCUGGGAUAUCGGUGAUACAUUCCUCAAUAGCGCUAAAGAGGCCGACUUUGUGCGAAAUGGCAACGCGCACCAGAUCAUGUCACUAUCGAAAGAUCAUACGACCGCGCUAUGGAACGCGGUUCAAGAUAACGAUUACGCCUCCUUUGCGAAAGUCAAUUCCCGGCUUCUUAACGCGUCGCGCGAUCUGCGGAAUGUGCCUAUACGGGUGUAUAUCCCACAGUCGUCGGACGACCCCGCUGGCGGCGAGCAGGCAGGCUCGUUCAAGGUGGUUCAGUCUCUAGUGAAGCCGCGCGUUAGCGAGCGAACCCCCCAAACUCUCGGCGCCGCCCUGCGCACACUCUUACCGCGGCUAUUCCCCAGUAGCCGGGACCCCGUGCUCGCGGAUGUGGUCCUGCACGGCGCCAGCGUGCCAUUCCGCGCCCCGCUCGAAGACCUCAUGCGCGAGGCCGCUUAUCCCGACGGUUGGCUGUGUCUCGUUGUGAAGCCUCUAGAUGUGUAGUGUAGCUACUUGCCCGUGGCUUUCUUGAAUUUUCGCUAUCUAGGCAACUACGGCCCGGAGGCCGGAAACGGUUUAGGUGUUUGGAUGAAGCAGGCACGAUGGAUCCGGGCGGGUGGGCCGCGACCCGUCCGUCGGUAUCACAUUGCGGCAGGAAGUAGCGAAGUGUAGCAUAGCAUGCGGCGUAUCGAUUUUUUCCUUUUUUUAUUAUUGAGGAGAGAACCCACAAUAGAUAGAGUAACGACUUACAAGAAAUUUCUUGGUGUAAAACACUUCUGGCUUACUACGCCCGCCCACCGGCGCGGAUAUGUAGCCUUGGAAAUUCCACGCCGGUGGCGUUAAGUCGAAUGACAAACCGUCCCAUAUCCGCGCUGUACGUACCAUUCGCUAAGACCAGCCGGCCGGUCAGAAAACGUCAAUUACUACUCCUCCUUCUCCAUGCGCACCGGCACCGGAGAUGCACGUGCAAGAGAAAUUGGAAUAAACACCCAUCCAUUCAUUGAUUCAUUCAAUCAAUCAUUCAUUUACUCAUACAGUGUGUGGGUACGCG
Annulohypoxylon maeteangense is the source of this 2023-nucleotide messenger RNA. RefSeq names its product autophagy protein Apg5-domain-containing protein. The transcript is spliced from 4 exons. Gene Ontology annotation, cellular component: cytoplasm; phagophore assembly site membrane; Atg12-Atg5-Atg16 complex. NCBI's taxonomy places the organism in Eukaryota, Fungi, Ascomycota, Sordariomycetes, Xylariales, Hypoxylaceae. The coding region runs from base 691 to 1476 and encodes 261 amino acids. Gene Ontology annotation, biological process: C-terminal protein lipidation; nucleophagy; cellular response to nitrogen starvation. The record is from RefSeq and is a predicted model, not a curated record.